AUGGCGCGGGUAGAAGUGCACCACCUCCACCCUACCAACUGGGAAUCAGACCCAGAAGAAGAAAUCUUCCCCCUCUCCACGCUGGACUACCUCUCGGGCCAGAUCUGGUGCAACUACGUCCUCUUCUUCAAGCUCCCCUCCGCCACCCCAGACUCCCAGUCCGAGCUCAUCACAGUACUCAAGGCCGGCCUCGAAAGGACCCUCUCCCAGGUUCGCCAGCUACCCGGCGUCCUCACAAAACACCCCUCCGGCUCCGGGCUCUGCUGGCACAAGAAGAGAGAAGACACCGUCGAGUUCCACGUCCAAUGGCUUGACAACGCCGCCGCCACCGGCAAGAACAAGAAGUAUCCCACCUUCGCGGACCUCGAGAAGCAGCACUUCUCCUCAAAAGCCCUCGGGGACCCCAAAACGUGGUCCGUCCACCCCUUCAAGGGCGGCCAGUGCCCGGAAUCCCACUGGACGAGCCGGCCCAAGGCCGCCGCCUACAAGGCCACCUUCAUCCCCGGCGGCAUGGUCUUCAUGAUGCACCACCACCACUUCUCGGGCGACAUCAUGGCCUGGUCCGGCCAGCUGCACCAGCUCGCCGAGAACUGCAACGCCAUCUGGGCCGCCCGCGGCACCGGCUCCGCGCCCAAGUUCCCCGCCUGGGACCCCGCCUGCCUCGACUUCUCCCUCACCACGAAGCCCGACCUUCCGGCGUCGCAACAGGUCGACGGCCCCAGCGCGGCGCCCGAGCGGAACGCCGCGUACCGCCCGUCGAAGCGGCUGCUCUUCCACCUGCCCAAGAGCAAGAUGGCGAAGCUCAAGAAGCUCGCCGCCCCGCCGGACGAAGACGGCGAGGGCAGGUGGAUCUCGAGCUACGACGCGUACACGGCACACAUCUGGCGCGUGCUUUCGAAGCACAAGGCGGCGCUGUACGAGCCGGACCUGAAGGAGGCGCUGAUCUGGGGCGAGGCGGUGAAUAUGCGCCCGCGGUUCCGGGACCCGGUCGUGCCGGCGCGGAUCCAGAGUAACUUCAUGUCGGUGGCGGUUAGCUUCCAGAGCGUGGUGCCGACGAUGAGCGGCGAGGAGGUAAUUUCCUCGGCGCCGUUUUGGAAAUUAGCAUGGUACAUCCGCCAGCUCACCAACACGGUAACACAAGACUACGUCAACGCGAUGCUGGCCUCGCUCGCGCCGAUCCGCGACAAGACGACGCUCUUCAUCCGCGGCGACGCCUUCCACCCGAUGACGACGCUCUUCACGGACUGGCGCGACACGCGGCCGUGCGAGGCGGACUUCGGCUUCGGCGCGCCGUACGCGUUCCGCUGGCUGUUCGAGAGCGUGCAGACGGGCAUGUUCGUAACCUACCCGGCGCGCGUCAACGGGGCGCCUGCGGGCGCGGACGAGGGCACCGAGUUCAGCCUGCCGGUCGAGCGGGAGGUGGCCGCGGCGCUGCUGGCGGACCCGGAGUGGAGCGAGUACUUUGAGUACCGCGGGGUUGAGAACGAUGUCGAUGAUGUGGAGGGCGCCGAAGAGGAAGAGGAGGAGGAGGAGGCGGUGGCGGAGGUGGUGAGGGACAGGUUGAGCAAGGUGGAGAGGGAUACGGUCGUGGUGGUCAGGGUCGUGGCGGCGCGGUGUCGCAAUGCUUCUGUCCGCGUGCGGGAUGUUUGUGGCUGGCUGGUUACGGUGUUCAGGAGGGUCAUGACGAAAGGAUUGUGA
Colletotrichum aenigma is the source of this 1698-nucleotide messenger RNA. RefSeq names its product Acyltransferase BOA11. The record is from RefSeq and is a predicted model, not a curated record. Bases 1 to 1698 code for a protein of 565 amino acids. Gene Ontology annotation, molecular function: acyltransferase activity, transferring groups other than amino-acyl groups. NCBI's taxonomy places the organism in Eukaryota, Fungi, Ascomycota, Sordariomycetes, Glomerellales, Glomerellaceae. The transcript has 2 exons.